Messenger RNA from Macadamia integrifolia, 3815 nucleotides. Its product is annotated as probable disease resistance RPP8-like protein 4. The transcript has 2 exons. NCBI's taxonomy places the organism in Eukaryota, Viridiplantae, Streptophyta, Magnoliopsida, Proteales, Proteaceae. Gene Ontology annotation, biological process: defense response to other organism. Bases 347 to 3616 code for a protein of 1089 amino acids. The record is from RefSeq and is a predicted model, not a curated record. Gene Ontology annotation, molecular function: ADP binding.
CAUUAGCUUUUGUUUUCAUGAAGAAAACGAUUAAAGGGACAAUUGGUUCUUCUGUUCCUGUGGUAAGAAACAAUUCCUAGCUACUUUUUUUUUUUGCUACAUGGACAAUUCACGUGCCAUUUUUGUUAAUGCUUCCUCUUGUGCUCGAUCCUACUAAUCCUCUCAUUAAUUAGGGGUCACAUUCUUUUAAGGAACCCUCUCCCAAUAAAAAUGGGAAAACUAAUUUUGAAUACUAAUUUCGUGGUCAAGAAGUUCUAGCCUAUUGUUGGAUUAUAUUUUCACUCAUAGCACAAGGGUUAACGGAAUUCAUUCUGGAAGUCUUGUACGUUGUUUGUGAGAAAGAGAGAUGGCAUACACUGAAAUGGCUUCUUUCCUGAACAAACUAACCGGGAAGCUGUUAGAAGAUGUGAAUUUGUUUCAUGAAGUGGUGGAGGAUCGUGUCUGGUCUCUUCUUUUCAUGCUAAAGAAGCUAAGGCCCUUUGUAAUGGAACUCCAAAGAAGGCAAAGGGAAGACAAAUUGAAGCCGCUAAUGAAGGACUUCAUAGGUUUACUCAAUGAGGCUGACGAUGCUAUCGACAUAUACAUUACCACUACCACUCCUCGGCGAACGGAAAACAUCUCUGGCAGCUCAAAGGAUAAAGACGUCGAUCAGAAGGCUGGUGAAGCACUUACAGGUAAAAUUGAGCGCAUCAAGUUGGAACUCAAGAAAUGGCACACACGUUGCCUUGAGGACAAAGACAAGAAGGUAGAAGGGCAGAAGGAUGAGGUAAAUGAGACAACUACUUCAACCCCACAGGUUGAAGAAGACAAAGAUGAGAGAAUUACUUCCAGGGCUCCCUCCCCACAGGUUGAAGACAAAGAAGACAAGAUAGAGGACCAGAAGGAUGAGGUAAAAGAGAGAAUUCCUUCCACCGUUUCAUCCCCACAGGUUGAAGACAAAGACGACAAUGUAGUAGGUCAGAAGGGUUCCUCCUCCGAAGUUGAGGACACAGAUGACAAGGUAGUAGGCAUGAAGAAUGAGGAAAACGAAAGUAUCAUUUCCUCCGCUUCCACCCCACAUGUUGAAGACAAAGAUGACAAUGUAGAGGGCCAGAAGGAUGAGAUAGAAGAGAAAACUACUUCCACGGCUUCCUCCCCACAAGUUGAGGACAAAGGUGAGAGAAUUACUUCCACAGAUUCCAUCCCACAGGUUGAGGACAAAGAUGACAAGGUAGUAGGUCUGAAGGAUGAGGUAAAGAAGAUGAUUGAACUGCUGAACGAUAAGGAUCCUCGACCUGAUGUCAUUCCAAUAGUUGGGCCAGGAGGUGUUGGUAAAACAACACUAGCUUUCAGAGUUUAUAAUCACCCAUCCACAAGAAAGAACUUCCCUUGUCGUGCAUGGAUUCCUGCAUUUAAUGACUACCCCUUGCCCAUGAAAGAUUUGUUGAAGAAAAUCAUCGAUGAGGUUCGUGAAUUUUCAAAAUUACCUGGAAGAAGAGAAGAAGCAGCAGCAGCGGUGGCGGCAGCGGCGGUGGUGGCAGACAACGAUCACCAUGGACAGAAGAAAAUCCUUAGGGAUUUGGCCAUUCAAACUUACAAGCUUUUGAAAACUUGUGGUAGGUACCUCUUUGUUUUCGACAAUGUUUGGAGAACCCAAUUCUGGACUGAUAUUAAUAUGAUCUUCCCCGAUGUUCGAGGUGGAGGAGGUAGGAUAAUUUUCACUACACGCUACAGUGAAGUGGCCUUAUAUGCAAGACCAAGAAGGCCUCCUGUUUAUCUGAAACCAUCCUUGAACAAUGAGGAGAGUUGGGAACUUUUCUGCAAGAAGGUAGCGUCCAGAUCCAGGGACAAUAUUGCUAGCACUAGCAGUGGAGGACCAUCUGUGGAAUCCCAAUCCCAAUCCCAAUCUCAGCCGGAGCCUAAUCAUCCAUGGAAAGAAUGGGUAGAUGCAUGUGGUGGGCUACCACUUGCAAUUGUUAAACUAGCAGAAGAACAUCAACGUCAAAAGUCGUCUUCACCAGUUGAUAAGGAGGACAAAGAAAGAUUCUCCAAGGGAAUUUGGGAAUUGAUUUACAAUUCCUUACCAGAUGAGUUGAAGCCGUGCCUGCUCUAUUUGGGGGUUAUCAAUUCUUUUCGCUAUACCCAAUUUAUGGAAUUGAUAAUUGCAGAAGGCCUUGUGCAACCACCAAGGAUGACAACUGUUCGAAGACAGAAGAUAGCAGGGGAAGUGGAAGAUUAUGAUAUAAUUGCAAAAGAAUAUGUUACUGAGCUCAUUAAGAGGAACCUGUUUGAGGUCGUGAGUAAGCAAUGGGAUGGAAGCAUCAAAGAAAUUGCCAUUUCCAAACGGUUUCAGUUGAUGAAUUUCUGUAUAUCCAAGGCCAAAGAAGAAAAUUUUCUGAAUUUCUUAGUCCCUGAGAAUAAAAAUCUUGUUCAGGAAGCAAACAGAGGUGCCCUACAAUGGCAGCAUGAGAAUUUCUUUGAACUCAAGAAUCCAGGUACUUCUUCUACAAUGAAACCCCGUUCUCUUUUGAUCCUGGAGUCCACAAUGUGGGCAUCAGAGAGAAUAUUUAGUGAAAGUUAUUGGGUUUUUGUUUUAAACAAUUACUCAUCUCUUAGAGUGUUAGAUUUGUUUGGUGUGGAUUUGAUCCAUAACAUUCCAAGUGAUAUUGGUAGUCGUCUAGUCCAUCUAAGAUACCUGAGACUGAAUUUAAAGGAAUUUGGAAAUAUAAGACUUCCACCUUCCAUAUUCAAUCUGUGGAACCUACAGUUUCUCCGAGUAAAGAGAAGUAAUUCCCGGUGGCUUUCGUCGGAAAUCCAGUUGGAAAAUUUCUGGAGAAUGAGACAAUUUAUGCAUAUUUUGUGUAGUGAUGUGAUUCGUCUUCCCCAACCACCACCACCACCAUCACCUCAGGAUGAUUUUGUUGGAGAUAAUCUCCAAAUGCUGAAGUAUGUCUCUGCUGAGUGUUGUACUAAGGAUCUCUUCUCAAGAAUACCCAAUUUGGUUAAACUGGGUGUUGGAGGGUCUAUACUGCAAGGGCAUAUUAAUGAAAUGUACAGCAAUCUUCAAGUAUUGACGAGGCUUCAGAAACUUGGGUUGAAAGGUUCAGCUACGAAUGAUCCCUUAUCUCUUCACAAAUGGGAGGGUGCGUCUCUGCAAAACAUCACCCACCUCACCUUCAAGAGGACACGACUAGUGGGAGACACCAUGAAAAUUCUGGGUGGGAAGUUACCAAAUCUUCAGGUCCUCAAGUUAUCAUCAAAUGCAGUUGUUGGAGAUGAGUUAUAUGGUACUACUGAUGCCUCUGGGUUUCGUAAGCUUAAAUGCUUGAAAUUUGAGAAAUUGGAUAUUAGGAAGUGGAAUCUAUCAGUGGGAGCAAUGCCAACUCUAGAAAUAGUUAUUAUUAGAAAUUGUAGAGCUCUCCAGGGUCUACCAUCAGAAGCUCUGUACAAAAUCGAGACUUUGAGGGAGUUGGAGGUGUAUCACUACGGUGAUCUAUCAGUUGAAACAGACGCAGAAGAGGUUCGUCAGAAACGCGCCGGGAAGGAUCCGCCGCUUCAGCUCCGGUUAGAACGAGGCAUCGUGAGUGGCAGGCAAAAUGGUCGCCCUCAAAUCUUCAAGGGCAAGCGGGGGGAAUGAAGAAUCUCUUAAAAUAAAGUCUUACAGUUCUCUUUUUAUGUUAACCAUUAGGAAAUGCUUUGGAAUCAAGUGGCUUGUGAAGGAGACAUAUCUGAAGUUUGUUUUCUUAUAAUUGGCUAAUUUGAUUUGUUGUUUUCUGAAAGGAUGAUUAUUAUUUCUUUUCCAUUCACUUCUAUUGCAUUUACUAUAUUAAUUUUGG